AGGCCAACUUUAGCAAGCAGAAUCAGCCAGGCACCAAUCAUCAUUCGAGCAGUGUUGUUUGGAUGUGAGUUCGGCUUUGCAAUUUGCGAAUGUUACUCUGGCAACGAGACUAAUAUCCGUGUCAUGUCAAAAACAAAUGACUAGAAGUGAUCUUGCUAUGCGAAUACCGUUCGCACAGGUGGGCUGGACUCGUGCGCAGGGUCAGCGGUCCAGACGACAACUGUCAAUAUGAAGUUCUAGUGCUUCUUCUAUACUCUGUAAACUGUUGCCUAGAUAUCAAAAAGCUCGAGGCAACUACUGCACAAUCCGACUCAUUAAAGAGUCGGAUUAUUAAAAAGUCAUAACUUGUCGUAUUGAACAAAGGCGAAUAAAAAAAAACAGGCAGUGAUUUACGUACCCGUUAAAAGACAGUUGUCAAGACAGGAAAUCAAACUUCUCCGGCAACAAAUGUUUUCGCUGUUUAAGGAGUUCUGGCUGAUAGCGUCUAUUCCGUAAAUUCAUUCGGCGGAACUGUCAAGCUAUUCGUUCGUUGAGUGGAAACGUUUGUUAAACGAACAAUGGAAGCUCUGUAUGCGGCACCAUUUUGCGUACUUCACGCCCCGAAUUUGCGCAUGCGAAAACCCUCAUGGCUACGCCAGCCUUCCCCAAUGACGGUAUACUCGCUGGUGCUUAUAAGCUAUUUUCUUGUUUGCGGCGGAAUCAUUUACGACGUAAUUGUCGAGCCACCAUCAAUUGGAAACACCAUCGAUGAACGCGGCCACUCGAAACCUGUGGCAUUCAUGCCGUAUCGCGUAAACGGCCAAUAUAUUAUGGAAGGACUGGCGUCGUCUUUCCUGUUUACAGUUGGUGGCUUAGGUUUCGUCGUUCUUGAUCGAGUUCAAGCUCAACCAUCAACGCCACGCCUAAAUAAGAUUCUAUUGACCGCUGUCGGCUUCAUUUGUAUCCUGGUGUCAUUUUUUACGUGCUGGAUCUUCAUGAAGAUCAAACUUCCUGGGUAUCUGAUGGGAUAAGCAAAUCCACCCCGAAUUGAUUUCCGGUUCAAGAGUUUUUUAGAGAGCUUUAUAUAACAGUGGAUCUGCGUUGUAAAUACGUAGGGGAGUGACAUCGAUUUCAAGUAAAGCUCCUCCGAGUCAACAAUUUAGAGUAACAAAACAAUUAUAUUAGCGUUUAUUGCGAUUUCAUACGUGCAUGGAUGGACAUGAAAAUAUGUACUAAUGAAUGGUCUGAUGUAAAUGAAUGGUAAAAAAAUCUUGGAGCGAACUUCCGGAGCAAAAUUCGGAAUGAAAUUUAACUGAACGCUGAUCACAUAUGAGGCGAUUCUGCUGAUGUUAUGUUAAUUUAUAGUAAUUAUCUAUUGAUAUUGGAACUUGAUGAAUUGUUUCUAUGAAAUGCAUUUUCUUACAAAGUCGGGUAAAAGGAACUUUGUACACAAAUAUUUGAAAUAGUAAAUCGAGCGAUAACCUGAACGUUAAACCAAUUAUAAGUCGAUAUAAAUAUAACAAAAUCGUACGUUUAUUUUUUAAUAUAGCAUUUGUACAUUCUUGCACGCUUUCUUUGCGCUCAGUCUGCGAUUCUAUCAUGCCUCAUCUUCGCAAACACCAUUCUUUCUAGCAGAAACACUUGGAGGGUUACUAUUGCACUGAAUAAAUACUAAGAAAACAAAAGUUCUGUACCGAA
Molecule: messenger RNA, 1677 nt
Organism: Varroa destructor (honeybee mite)
Lineage: Eukaryota; Metazoa; Arthropoda; Arachnida; Mesostigmata; Varroidae
Product: oligosaccharyltransferase complex subunit ostc
Cellular component (GO): oligosaccharyltransferase complex
Source: RefSeq, a predicted model, not a curated record